GUGCGCGCGCGCGUGUGUGUGUGUGAGAGAGAGCCAAAGCGAGUCUCCUCUGAGCUCAGUCCAGUUCCGGAGGACAGGAUGGCGCUGCCUUUACGCACGGACUCGGCUUCAACUUAUUCUCUAAGUUUCUGAGUGCUAAAUGUGGUUUUCCUCCCACACAUCCUGCUUUUAACCGGAUUUAUUUUGUCGAGUGACGGUUUUCACAAACAAAUCGCCCUUUUUCCCCUGACCGAGGCGUCGCGGUGGCAGCAUGAGGGCUGAGAAACUUCCGAGGAUCCGGAUGGACGUUCCUGUCAUCCUGCUGCUCAUCCACCUGACCCAAACUCAGAUUAGAGCACUGGUGGCCAGCGCGGUGGAAGAAGAUGCUCGAUGUCCCCUCGGCCAGUUCCCCUGUGGUAACAUGAGUGAAUGUCUUCCUCAAGCUCUGCAGUGUAACGGACACAAAGACUGUCCCAACGGAGCUGACGAAUGGCGCUGUGGUGACAACAUUGGCCUGGCAGACUUCAUAGGUGAAACGCUUCAGAAUGGACCUGUGAUACCUUCCUUCCUGUAUGAGUGCUUUUUGCAGGACUACCCAGAAAGCUGUGACUGCAUCCAAACAGAUGUUGAGUGUGUGGAGGUCAACCUAAAGGAAGUGCCCCCCAUCUCUCCAAAUGUCACCUGGCUGUCGCUGAGGAGCAACAAAAUCCAUGUUCUGCCGGACUUUGUUUUCUCUGAAUACUCGGCGCUAGAGAGAUUGUUUCUGCAAAACAACAGCCUCCAGUUUGUAUCUAAACACGCAUUCAGUGGUCUGUUCAGCUUGAAAAAAUUAUUUCUCAGUGAAAAUUUAAUAUCCUCCCUUAGUCCUGGUGUGUUCAGGGACCUGAAUCGAUUAGAAUGGCUGAUUUUGGAUCAUAACCCACUAAGCAGCUUGACCCAUGAGACCUUCCUUGGCCUUCACUCCCUCGUGUACCUAUCCAUGGUGCACACCUCGCUGCAGCAGCUUCCUCAUCCAAGCUUCUGUCAACAUAUGCCUGCCUUGGACUGGCUCGAUCUUGAGGGAAACCAGAUCCAAACUCUUAACUUCUCCAUCUUAAAGACGUGCAGCAAACUUGAAGUCCUAUUAUUGAUGGACAACAGGAUCAAAAGAAUUCCUGAAAGCACCUUCCAGUCUCUGCUGAAGCUGGCUGAACUGAAUCUGUCCAGCAACAAGAUCAUGGAGCUGCCAAAGAACACCUUUAAGAGCCUCUCCAAAACCCUCCUGAAACUAAAUAUAUCCCACAAUCCCAAUCUCCGCAUCCACCCCAUCCACUUCAGCCACCUGACUCGUCUCCAGUCUCUAGCUUUAGAAGGAAUCGAGAUCCAAGAUAUUCAGACGAAAAUGUUUCUGCCCAUGAAAAACCUGUCUCACAUCUACUUUAUGAAGUUCCAGUACUGCUCCUACGCACCCCACGUCAGGUCCUGCAAGCCCAACACAGAUGGCAUCUCAUCCUUUGAGGACCUUCUGGCCAACAUGGUGCUGCGGGUGUCCGUCUGGGUCAUGGCCUUCAUCACCUGCUUUGGUAAUCUCUUAGUCAUCGGCAUGAGAUCGUUGAUUCGUGCGGAGAACAACCUGCAUGCUGCCUGCAUCAAAGUCCUCUGCUGUGCAGACUGCCUCAUGGGGGUGUACCUGUUUUUUGUUGGUGUGUACGAUUUGAAGUUUCGUGGACAGUACAAUCGAAACGCCCUGUUCUGGAUGGAGAGUGUGGAGUGUCGCACCAUCGGAUUUCUGGCUAUGCUCUCCUCAGAGGUGUCUGUUCUCCUCCUGACGUACCUGACUCUAGAGAAGUUCCUGGUCAUUGUCUUCCCCUUCAGCAAUUUACGUCCCGGCAAACUUCAGACAGGGGUGAUCCUGUCUUCUAUAUGGCUGAUGGGGUUCAUUAUUGCCGUCGUGCCGCUUCUGAAUGAAGAGGUCUUCGGGAACUACUAUGGGCGUAACGGCGUCUGCUUCCCCCUGCACUCUGACAGGCAAGAAAAACCCACCGCCAAAGGAUAUUCCACUGGAAUAUUUCUGGGUCUAAACCUGGUGGCGUUCCUGGUGAUUGUCAUCUCCUACUCCAGCAUGUUCUGCUCCAUCUAUAAAACUGGAAUCAAUGCCACAGACCUGAGGAGCAGGCUGCACAGAGACGUGGCCGUGGCCAACAGGUUUUUCUUCAUCGUGUUCUCUGACGCCCUCUGCUGGAUUCCCAUAUUUUUAGUUAAAGUUCUCUCUCUCCUGGAGGUGGACAUACCUGGAACGAUCUCCAGCUGGGUGGUCAUUUUCAUCCUUCCUAUUAACAGUGCCUUGAACCCCAUCCUGUACACUUUGACCACCAGCUUCUUCAGAGAGCAGGUGGAGGUUUUACUCUGCCGCUGGCAGAGGAGACACACCCUGAAGAAGGACCGCAAAAGCCUCACCUCCUCCACAAUCUUCAUGGAGCCGCCGCGGGCGCCUUGCUGCCAGGCGCCGGCCUACCUCCAGAGGUUGUCGCUGAUCGAUGCAGACCCCCGCUACGCCUAAGAGGAAGAAAGAGAAGAUUUUGGGAACUACGGGUCAUAAGCCUUUUUUUUAUUUUUUUAUUUUGACAAAAGCACUGUUUUAACAUUACAAACUCCCAGGAGGAAACAAUCACUGUGCUUGUUCAUCAUGCACUGACAUUUGUUUUUAUUCAUUCCUACAUGCAAGCAGCACCUUGGGCUUGCCGCCUUAAACCUUUGACCCACAGCCCCUUCCAACAUGGACCUGAGGAGCCGGGGACCUACGGCUGUCUCCAUGUUUACGAGCGGACGUGGACGACGUCGCGUCAGCACAUGAGCCAAACAAGAAAAACGUACAUGCACUAUUUUCUGUGAAGAGACUUAAAAAGGACAAAUCGUUUGUGUCGCAGCAGGAAACGAGGAAAAAGAAAAUGUGACAUUUCUUAACCAAUAAAGAUGCGUGAUCAUAAUUUAUUGUAAACAAAACUGAUUUAUUGUUGAAAAGCCAAAGCCUGAUUUUUAUUUUCAUUUUUAUUGUGCGGAAAUAAAAAUAAUGCCAUUUUAAGAGGUAAAGCUUUUAUUUCUGUGGCACCAUUAGCUCUCAGAUUUACAGCCAAUAAAACUUUCAUGAUUAAAAGUGGAAAUGAAGCUGCAGUGCCGCGAGUUUAUUAUAGGAUUUUGUUGUGCCAUCUUUCAAAAAUGGUUCAAAUAUGCAUCUCCCAUGUUGUUCACAUUCCCUCGUUUUGUUGAAUGUGUUGUCUGUGACCUGAAUUUUAACACAUUUUGAUCACAUUUCUACAUUCGUCUGCUUGUGUCAGAGGGUUUCUGUGGUUUUUUUAAUUUAUUUUUUGUCAUAUUUUUCAACAACUAACUGGAUGAAAUCUUUUUUUAAUGAUAUGAUUUUUUAAUGUAGUUAUUGACAAACAAGGGCCUGACUAUGUGUUUGAGACCAUUUUAACUUUGUUUCACGUUCCAUCGUAAAAAUAUAUCAGCUGCACUAAAUCUUGAGUGAAAAAUAACAAACAGCAGAAAAGGAACAGAGGAGGAAAAGAACCCAAGGAGAGGGAUGAAAAGGGUGCUAUAAAUAAAUUGCACACGCUUUAGCCGUAGCCUGAUAAACUGAAGAAAGUUGCUUCCUGUCAAGCUGUAUGAAUACAUAUUUAUAAUUUUAUUAUUCAUAAUUUGGUCAAAGAAGCUGCCUUCUUGUGUGUUAUGAACACUUUGUUCUGUGGUUUUUCUUCUUUUAUUUGGAUUGUUGAAAUUUGUGCUUGUCCUACCUUUUGGAAAAAAUAAAAGAACGAAUAACAUUG
Messenger RNA from Nothobranchius furzeri (turquoise killifish), 3785 nucleotides. RefSeq names its product relaxin family peptide receptor 2a (gene rxfp2a). Gene Ontology annotation, biological process: activation of adenylate cyclase activity; adenylate cyclase-activating G protein-coupled receptor signaling pathway; hormone-mediated signaling pathway. Gene Ontology annotation, molecular function: G protein-coupled peptide receptor activity; protein binding. Gene Ontology annotation, cellular component: plasma membrane. The record is from RefSeq and is a predicted model, not a curated record. Lineage: Eukaryota; Metazoa; Chordata; Actinopteri; Cyprinodontiformes; Nothobranchiidae.